AUGAUAGAGUUGAGGAACAGUAGGUUAGUGGAUCAGCUUGAAGAUGUAAUCAGACCUUCAAAGCUGAAAAGGAUGGCAGAGGCAACAUUGGAACAAGAGAAGAACAAGGAGAAUCAAAAGCAAGAUGAAGGUUCAUCAACAAGUCAGCAACCUGCAAUAACCAAGGACAUCAGCAAGGAAUCCGAAGUUGAAGUCACUUCCCCUAUUCUGGUUGAACCUGAAAUUCAGGUCCAUAUAAAUCUUCCUUUUGUGGAUGCAUUAGAACAGAUGCUCGGUUAUGUAAAAUUCAUGAAAGAAAUUCUCUCAAGAAAAAGGAGAUUGGCAAAAUUUGAAAAUGUUGCUCUUACUCAAGAGAGCAGUAAAUACUUGCUGAGCAAGUUACCUCCUAAAUUAGAGGAUCUAGGGAGUUUUACAAUUCCUUGCACCAUAGGUGAUCACUACAUAGGAAAGACAUUGUGUGACUUAGGAGCCAACAUCAAUUUGAUGCCUAUGAAAGUAUUUAGGAAGUUAAAAGUAGGAGAACCCAACCCUACAAUUGUCAAUCUACAAUUGGCUGAUAGAUCCAUAGUUUACCCUGAAGGAAAAAUAGAGAAUGUCCUAGUCAAGGUAGAUAAAUUCAUUUUACCUAUUGACUUUAUCAUUUUAGACUAUAAGGAGGAUAAGGAAGUGCCUAUAAUUUUAGGUAGAGAUUUUUUAGCCAUUGGAGGGGAUGUUAUAGAUGUGAAGGAGGGUGAGCAAAUUAAAUUUAAUAUUUUAAAAGCCAUGAAAUACCCAAGAGAAAUGGAAGAGUGUUCUAGAAUGGAUGUAAUUGAUGUUGUUGUUAAAGAGGGAUUCAUGGAGGCAAAAUUAGUUGAUCCUUUAGCAGCCACUGUUUGUGAGAGUUUAGAAGUCAAUAGGGCGGAUGCUGAAGAAUGGUCCAAAGAAUGGUCCAAACGGUUGACUACUAGAUCUAUCCCAAACUGGAAAAAUAAAAUUUUGAGUCUUUAG
Gastrolobium bilobum is the source of this 987-nucleotide messenger RNA. RefSeq lists its product as uncharacterized. NCBI's taxonomy places the organism in Eukaryota, Viridiplantae, Streptophyta, Magnoliopsida, Fabales, Fabaceae. The coding region runs from base 1 to 987 and encodes 328 amino acids. The record is from RefSeq and is a predicted model, not a curated record. The transcript is spliced from 2 exons.